AUGUCUUUCGCCGAUCUUACUAAGAGCUUGAGCGACAUCGAGCGCAAGGUCAACAAGUCCAUCAAGAUUCUCGGAAAGGGCAACGACAUCAACUACAAGGAUGCCAUCAAGCUGGGCUCCAAGUCAAAUUCAAUCGUCAGCACGAUCAACAAGGGCAUCAAGGACUACUCGAACUUUGACCCCUCCGAAGAUGAAGCGAAGAAACUUUUGGGACAGAUGAGCACCAUCGUCGACUUGACCGAGACCCAACUGAGCGCCAUGGUGUCGAACCAGGCCCGUUUCGAGAGCUUGAAGGUCGGUGGUCUCGUGAAGAAGAACGUUGCCAAGACCGAGGCAGCAGGCAAGGAGCUCUCGGCGGUCAUGAUUGCCAAGGCUCCCGCAAGUGUCAAGGGCGAUGCUGAGGCACUGGAGAAGAGACGCGAAGCUGCCUUCAGCAAGGCUACUGGAGCAUUCGCCGGAUCCACUGGUGGCGAGGAUGAGCAACUCGGAGACGAUUCCGACUAA
This is a messenger RNA of Colletotrichum orchidophilum, 504 nucleotides long. RefSeq lists its product as uncharacterized. The transcript has 2 exons. The record is from RefSeq and is a predicted model, not a curated record. Bases 1 to 504 code for a protein of 167 amino acids. NCBI's taxonomy places the organism in Eukaryota, Fungi, Ascomycota, Sordariomycetes, Glomerellales, Glomerellaceae.